AUGGUGUUUGGUGGCUCCCGUUUGAGGAAUUCGCGAUGGAUGACGUACUUCCGGGUCCGAAAGUCUGUCCGCCAGUGGUGCCCCACACUUCACGACACCACGGUCACGGUGCAAGCCGAUACGAAGUGGCGUGGGGCGCUCGGCUACCGAGCCAAGGAUGAGGCUCCCGGGACCUGGCCCGGGCGCAACGCAAGUCGCGCAGCUCUGACGUCUCUCUCACUUGUGCGCCUAAUUCGCCUUCACCUGCGCAACGCCCCAGACACGGUCGACAACUUCAUGUCUUAG
Messenger RNA from Parastagonospora nodorum SN15, 285 nucleotides. RefSeq lists its product as hypothetical. The transcript has 2 exons. The coding region runs from base 1 to 285 and encodes 94 amino acids. Lineage: Eukaryota; Fungi; Ascomycota; Dothideomycetes; Pleosporales; Phaeosphaeriaceae. The record is from RefSeq and is a predicted model, not a curated record.